Molecule: messenger RNA, 3537 nt
Organism: Acinonyx jubatus (cheetah)
Lineage: Eukaryota; Metazoa; Chordata; Mammalia; Carnivora; Felidae
Product: atherin-like
Exons: 3
Coding region: 1-735 (244 amino acids)
Source: RefSeq, a predicted model, not a curated record
AUGCUUUCUGCAAAACAUCUCCUAAAAUGCAAUCGUCCCAAACAGUCCUUCUCCAGUAACAAUGCCAUUUCUAUAUCUAAAACUGGCACCCCUUAUGAAAGCAAUAGCUUUUCUCCACCUGCGCGUCCUCGCGCCCUCCGUUGGGCCCAGCCGCCUCAGGCGAGUCCCCAAGGGGUCCCACCCGCCGCUGCCCCCCCUCCCCUUCCCGGUCGCUCGCCCGACCCCGCCCCCACCUCCCCGCAAGGUGUCGCCGCCGCCGCGGGCUCCCGGGAGGAGGCGCUUCGAGGCUGGCGGGAGGCUCCGGGUGACGCGGCCCGGCUUGGCCCGGCCGCCGCCCGCGGGAACAGCAAGGGGAGCAGACCCCACAGCCUGUGCCGCACCGGUGCUCGGAUAGGCGCCGCAGCCCCGGCGCCCCAUUACCUGCUCCGGGCAGCCGCGGCCGGCGGGAGGCGCGAUCGCUCUGGCCCCUGCAGCCCCGGGUCGGAAGACGAGGAGGCAGCGACCGCAGCCGCCGCAAAGGACAAUCAGGAGCCAGCGGGCUCGGCACCGCCUCGGCGGGCGCAGAACGCACGAGCCCAGCGGGAGCCCGGCCCCCACCUUCAGCCGGCGAGUAACCGACUUGGCCCCCUCCCUCGGAAGGGCGGGGCCACGGCUGGAGGGGCGGGCUGGGGCGGGACCAUAACGCCCGCGGGGCCGGAGCUCCUCAGACGCUUCGUAAGACGCGCCUGCUUAUAGGCUGCGACGGAGGUAGGCGUCUCGGACUUGAAGACGGCCUCGACAGCAGAGCUCUCUCAUUGGUCGGUAAGAGAAAACAAAGCAGAGGUCUGAUUGGUGAGAGCUCUGUAGCUCCUCUCCCUCUCCCCUCAAUCAUCGGAAGCUCCGCCCCUACCCGCUCGGUUCCCAGGUGGCUGCCGAAUGCGUUGUCUUACAGACCUGCAAAGUCUCCGAAGCGAAGAAACCCGGAUACCCAGGUUUCUUUGCCAGAGUCACCAAAGAAGUGGACAUUCAUUCACCAGGCCAGCCAAUCAGGCAUAGAUCUAGUAAGAACCUACUAUUUUGCAGGGAUAGGCUAGCUGUGGGGGUAUAAUAUUGAGUAUGAUACCAACCCAGGUGGAUCUACAGACAAAUUGUUACUGCACAAGUGGUUAGGAAAUCAAGGGUGCUAUGGGAACAGAAUCCAGAAAGGGCCAAGGAGAUCAUCCUGAAAGAAAUGAGGGAUCACUGAAUCAGUAGGGCGUCAUCCCAGUGAAAGGCUACAGGUUCUAGAUCCAGGGAGCCACAACAAAGGAACAUUGGGCCACGGUCCAGAAGAAGGAAAUCUAAGGCAAAGCCUUAGAAAGCAUUGCAGAAAAAAUCAACUUUCCCCACAUCGCAAGUUUGCCUAGCAUGGAUGAGCCCAGAAUGCGGAAACAAAAAUCCAAUUAGAAGCAGCAUUCUGAAAGCAUAAGAGCUGAGCAAAGCAUGAGAAGAAACAGACUGUUGUUUCACAUUAUCUCCUUCGUUUCUUCAACACAAGUCAUUAAAAAUUGCACACACACCCUUAUAACUAUGACAUUCCUUUUAGGAUAGUAAUGAGUUAACAGUAUUAAUCCUAUUUGGCCAGAAUUAGGACAGAGCUGAAGCCCUCGGAGUUAGAGAUCUGUUCUACCAGUUCUGGCCUUUCUCGUGCUUCUGACCAUGGCUUUCUCUUUACUGGUUGAACUCACACCAUUACCAGAUAUCUGUGAGAAAAGAGAGGCCCCCUCCCCACCCUGUACUGUGGAGGGCUAAUCAGUGGAAAUGCUGAGAAUGUCAAAAUAUCUUGGUGCAUCCAGCUGGUAGUGGCAGGUGAAUCAAAAGAUGCAGCAACUAAAUAAGUUAAAAAGUAAAUAAAAAAUGUAACCACUGAAAUGUAUGGCACAAUGCUUCAAAGCCACUGAAAAGUAAUCUCUGUGCCCCAGUAAUAGAGUUCAAAGAUUAAUGCUUAAGACAGAGGGGUAAUGUAGAAUCCAAGGGCAAAGAUAAGUCAGUCUUGACUUGAAAGACAAGAGGAACUUGGCUGUAGUUUUCUCUGUCUUCAAACCAGCCUCUUUCUACUCUCCCAUUCUCUAGAAAACAGCUUUCGGGGCUCCAAAGUUCAGCAGUCAAAGUAAAGCUACCUUAGUGCUCUCCAACCCCCAACCUAAUCAACUACCUUGACACAAUCCCAAAUUCUAUGGAGAGAAAAUACGAGUGGCUAUGCCUGGUCCGUCUCCACUCUACCCCACCACCUGUGAUCAUGGAGGUGUGGGGAGAGUGGGGACCACCAACAUGGCUGCCAGGGCCCAUCUCUGUUGACAGCCAGUGACUUCCCAGAGAACAGGCACUAAACAGAUUGCCAGAUAGGCAUGCAUCCCACCCCCGCUACCCAACGUUCUGUGGAGUCAGUCAGUGGGGCUCCAUUAUCUAUUCAGUGAAAGUCUUUGCCUGUCCUUUCACACUAAGACGGAGGCCCAGAGGCCAAGACCAAAGUCUUCAAUGGUGACUGCCUGCUUUCUUGAAAUCUUUAUUUCAGUUGGUUUCCAGACACGAAGUACCCCUGUCUCUUCCACUUUCGAGCUGCCAUUCCCAUUUAAGUCUUCUACUGAUUCCCAAUUUCCCUGUGUCAAGUAUACCUCUUGACACUGAUUUACCUAAAGAGCAAAAGCACCUGCCAGGUUGGUGAAUAUCCGUGAACACUGCUCUCGGCUCAGCUGAAACCAGCACGUAGCACAGUCAGGACCAAUGAAAUGAUACAAGCAGAAGGUGGACCUUCACCUGCCCAUGUUCCUUCGACACUUACUCAGAUGAACAUGUGGGCAGUCCCAUAACUUCUCUGAUAGCUUUUAGAUAACAAAAAUCCUUUGAUCAGUUUAAGCCAUAAAAUAUAGUUUUCAUUGAGAAAUUUUCAUAUGAAUGCCAAUACACUUUGAUCAACACUUCAAGCUUCAUUCAGAUAGGCCUUCCCUCCACUCCCUCAGCCAGGGUCCCAGGCAGGCUGGGUCCUCCCAGGAGGGGGAGAAGGAACGGCCUCCAAAUUCACAAGGUAAGGAGAGGAGAGUACUCCAAAGAUCCAGCAUUCGUGCUCAGCUCUUCCUGCUGUGGGGAGACGGGGAGACGUUGCUCUGGGCCUGGCCAAGGACUACACGGAGCACUUCCCCUCUCAGGUGCUUUCUAACAAUCUUAGAGACCUGAACUUGAAACAUCUGACUUUGUCUCUCCUGUCCUGGUCAAUGCAGUUUUCUCUGGCUGCUGCUUCCCGCGCCCAGGAGGACCCUUAGUUUCUGGUUCCCGGAAGGCUACUUUCUACAAAUUCUCCGCUUGAUCUCCAGGUGUUGCUCUUGGGCAAGAUUUACACAUCUCCAGGGGCGCCUGGGUGGCUCAUUCGGGUGAGCGUCUGACUUCGGCUCAGGUCAUGAUCUCUCAGUUUGUGAGUUCAAGCCCCAUGUCGGGCUCUGUGCUGACAGCUCAGAGCCUGGAGCCUGCUUCAGAUUCUGUGUCUCCCUCUCUCUCUGCCCCUCCCCUGCUCACGGUCUGUCU